This is a messenger RNA of Theobroma cacao (cacao), 378 nucleotides long. The record is from RefSeq and is a predicted model, not a curated record. NCBI's taxonomy places the organism in Eukaryota, Viridiplantae, Streptophyta, Magnoliopsida, Malvales, Malvaceae.
AUGCCAGGAUAUGUUAAAUUUUUUAAAGACAUCUUGCUUAAAAGGAGGAAAUUAGGUGAGUUUGAAACGAUUGCACUUACUAAAGAGUGCAGUGCCAUUAUUCAGAAUAAGCUUCCACCAAAGCUUAAAGAUCCAGGUAGUUUUACUAUUCCACGUACUAUUGGUGCUCUUUGUUUUGCUAAAGCUUUAUGUGAUUUGGGUGCGAAAGAUGUUUUUGUAAAAGUUGAUAAGUUUAUUUUUCUAGUAGAUUUUAUUAUUCUUGAUAUGGAAAAAGAUCGUGAAAUACCGAUCAGUCUUGGGAGACCAAUCUUGAGAACUGCUCGAGCUUUAAUUGAUGUGGAAAAAGUUGAGCUUACUUUAAAGGUUGAAGACCAAUAG